AUGUGCGUGUACAUCAGAACAAAAAAAGUUACUACCAUUUUUACACUAAGAUUUUUUCCUGAAAUUUUGUCAAUGUAUAUUUUUUUUUUUAUCCAAGUCAUUUACACUUGGUUAACCACCAGCCAUAUCAAUAUGAUUUCAAUUACUAAAGUUAUUUCCCAACAAUUUAAACUGACAAACAUCACCAACAACUUGUUUAAUGCCACUCCAAAAAUAAUAAGUCCAAUAACAAGUGGUUCAUUAUAUCAGCCAAUACGAGGCUUUAAGGUUAGAACAUCUGUGAAAUGUAUGUGCAAAGACUGCUACUUGGUCAAAAGAAAAGGCAGAGUAUAUGUUUACUGUAAAAGCAAUGGCAAACAUAAGCAAAGACAGGGUUAA
Messenger RNA from Candida dubliniensis CD36, 378 nucleotides. RefSeq names its product mitochondrial 54S ribosomal protein bL36m. Gene Ontology annotation, biological process: translation; ribosome biogenesis. Gene Ontology annotation, molecular function: structural constituent of ribosome. The record is from RefSeq and is a predicted model, not a curated record. Bases 1 to 378 code for a protein of 125 amino acids. NCBI's taxonomy places the organism in Eukaryota, Fungi, Ascomycota, Pichiomycetes, Serinales, Debaryomycetaceae. The transcript has 2 exons. Gene Ontology annotation, cellular component: mitochondrial large ribosomal subunit; ribosome.